CGUUACUUCCCCGUUCUCAACCAAUCAGAGGGCACGGCAGGAGUUGGAGCUUUUAAUGAGCCAUGAAUGCAAACAUUACCUUCGCGCCGGUCAUCUGAGCAACAAUAAAAUCAUGGGAAUACUCAACUUUUAUGUUCUUUGGUCCCUGCGUGAUGUGCCGCGACAGUUUAUCAGCAAAUCAAAUAGAAGGUGCUUCCAUGUCCACGUCCCGCUGCCUCUGCCUAAACAGCUGGUGAUCUUCGGUCUCGGCGAGUGGGGUUGUGACGAGACCACCAUCUCCGCGGAGGUCGUGGUCAGCGCUGAGGUGCGGCCUCAGAACAUUGGCACAAUCACCUCUCAAGCCAGGUGUUUGACAUUUGAGGACGGCUGGAGCACUGAUAUGGUGGCGGUGGCGGCAGAGAGGGGCAGGCGAGGAGUUUAUGGCAAGAUAGUGCUCACGGUCCAGGACCAAGGCACCAGCACUCCAUUGGCACAGAGGAAAUGUCUGUUCCCAGAACAGCUCAGCACCACAGGUCUUUUAUGCACUUCACACCAAAGUGUUGCAGAGGACACUGUAACCCUCAACUCUUCACAGUUGGGCAACAGUGUUUGCUCUGGUGAGAUCCAGAUGAAUAAAAUUGACACCACCGCUUCAGCCACAGGAAGUAAACCUUCACUUUGGCCGAUGGAUGAGAACCCCAGGCAGACUGUCAUCAGCGGGAGAGGUUCUUUAAAAUGGAGCUCCGAUGAUACGGACCGUCGCAUUGAGCGCGUUGGCCGAGCAUCGACUCCCAAAAAAAUGAGGCUGUCCAGGAUGAACAGCCAGGAAGAAAUGACUGUGCAAAUAAAGAAGGAAGAUCGAGAAGUUUCAGUGUGUCCGUCGAAGCGAUGGCGCCACACUAUGUGCCUCAGUGACCCGGACACUGCCAUUCUCAUUGGUGGAGAAACUUCAGAUCAGACCUCUUGCAAGGACUCCCUGUGGAAGCUGGAGUUAGACAAUGAUUUCUGGUACCCAAUGAGCUCCUCUACAUCUGGACCUGCGCCUCCUUGCACCAGAGGACACGCCGCGACUUAUGACCCAGACUCUAAGGCCAUCUUGGUUUACGGCGGCCUGAGGGAGGGCCAGCGCUACAGCGAACUGUAUAUCCUUAAUACUCUAACCUGGAAGUGGAAGCUUGUCACAGCUAAAGGGAAUAUUCCCACCUUGGCAUAUCACUCUGCUGCUUUUUAUAAAAAGGAGCUUUUUGUCUUUGGCGGAGUACAUCCGAGUCAGACGUCUGGGGAAAAGUUGUGCAGCAAUGCUUUGUACAUCUUCAACCCAGAGUUUCAACUCUGGUAUAAGCCUAUAGUGGAGGGGGACAAACCUCUGCCUCGCUUUGGCCACUCGGCCACACUUUUGUCACAAAAGUUGGUCAUAUUCGCUGGUCGGAAAACUGCCACAUAUCUAAAUGACCUCCACGUCCUUGACCUGGGUUUCAUGGAGUACACAGCUGUGAAAUGCGGGAACAUGCUACCAAUGCCUCGGGGGUUUCAUGCUGCCCUCCCAGUUUCAGACAACAGGAUUUUAGUGAGUGGGGGCUGCAGUGCAAUUGGAGCCUUGCAAGAUGUGCAUGUCUUCAAUACUGACACCAAUAUGUGGAGUUCAGUGGCUUUUUCUGAGUUGAGCUCCAAGCCUCGUGCGGGACACAGCAUGAUAAAUUUAACCUCGACAACAACUUUAGCAGACUCUCAUACACCCUGGGAGGAUGAACCUGUCAAAGUUCUUUGCACACUGCUGGUGUUUGGUGGCUCGGACUGCUCCGGUACUUUCUACAAUGACACUGUUAAGUGCACAGUGGAGAUUCCAUUGUAAUGAAUGGUGUUUGUUUUUAAUCUAGAAAAGACCAUGAAGUUUUCAAAACGUGUUCAUGUAAUAUUUGUUAAAAAAAAAAAAAUUGCAAUCAUUUGCAGCCUCUUUUGAUGCCUGACAUAAUUAUCCAUAGUUCCUCCAAGCAUCUGAUAUGCUGCAAGCUGUGGGAUGUCACACUUUGCAUAGCAAAUCUGUAAUUUGUGCAUUUUGCACAGUGGCCAUGUGCCUAAAUGAGCAGUGGAUAUUUAGGACGAGAAUGUUUCUUGGUUUUUCAAUAAUGAUAUGAAUAAAUGCCAAUGUUUUCCAACUAA
Molecule: messenger RNA, 2139 nt
Organism: Phyllopteryx taeniolatus (common seadragon)
Lineage: Eukaryota; Metazoa; Chordata; Actinopteri; Syngnathiformes; Syngnathidae
Exons: 13
Coding region: 56-1831 (591 amino acids)
Molecular function (GO): protein binding
Source: RefSeq, a predicted model, not a curated record